Notodromas monacha is the source of this 3034-nucleotide messenger RNA. The record is from the annotation of a GenBank genome assembly. NCBI's taxonomy places the organism in Eukaryota, Metazoa, Arthropoda, Ostracoda, Podocopida, Cyprididae.
AAGUUCGGGAGGGCAGCCAGACGAAUUCACCCCAGUCGCGUUGGCUGGGGAAAACAGUGAUUUGGAAAAUCGUGAUGCGGGUAUUUUUAUUUUCGAAGUGGUCGUCUAAGUGUUUCAUUUCUCGUUCAGUGCGACGAGGGUUGAUUGAACCCUGGUUAUGUGGAUGAACGCGUUUUUGCUCCCUUUGUCUGCCCAGGAGCUCUGCUUGACUGGCUUCAGUCCAGGAUGGAUGACUUGAUGACACGGAGUGUUCCAGAUGGCGCUGCAAUGCAGGAACUUGACCCCAAGCCAGGGUUCCUGGUUGGAGGCACUGUGCAGAGUUUCUUGCCGCCCAAGCCCAUGGAUCCAGUUUUAUACUCUACCUCGUCUUUACCCUAUGCUGCCAACAUCUUGCUAGAUGAGCAAAGAACCAUUCCGAGGAGUCUCAUGCCAAAACCUCAGGUCCCUGAGAAGAAGCCAGCUUUGUUGAAAGCCGUGACAAGAUCGCAGUCUAUGAAGGAACCUGGUGGAAAACCAGUGCCAAAGCGACCACCGAAGGCGAAGUAUAGUUUGCCUGACGAGGAGACCAAGUUUCACAGCCUACCAAGAAGGAAGCCUGCGUUGAAGCGCUCGAGUUCUAAUUGCAGCAUCAAGAGCGAUGCAGGGAAGAAGGAAGAGAAGGUUUCCACUUUGCAGAGAGGGCGACAGUUGCCAGAGCCACCCAAGAAACCAGCAGAAACCACCCUGAAGAAGUCCCCUGUGGCAAAAACUGGCAGCACGAGCAGUUUGUCUGCUUCUAUGUAUGCCACUCUUCCUCGCAGAGGGAAGCUGAAACAGCAGUCACCGGACAGCUCUGAUAGUGCGCAUGACACUGUACCGAGUACCAAACCUGCUCCGAAACCUCCUCCAAAACCUGUCUACCUCGCUCCAAAGACCAUGCCCAGGAGCCUGGUGAAGAAACCCGACUCCGUUGAUGGAAAACCCCCGAGUGGAAACUCGGUCAAGAGGUCUGCCUCGACCCCAAGGGCUCCUAGUCCUGGUUUCAAUCGUUCUAAAAAAGAGCCAGCGAAAGUUCCGACGAAGCCUCCGAGACCCGUUAUCUACUUGGAGAAUGCCACACAAACGCUGCUGACUCUGGAGGACAUGGAAUCGUCAUUAGUGACCCCGGGGUCGAAGGUCGUGAGUGUGGCAAUACCUACUACUGAUGCCGGGGUUCAAGCAGAGAUCAACUUUUAUGAUCCGACGAAGAACUACACAGCAGCAGAUGCCCAGAAUUUGUCCCACCAGCUGGAAAGACUCACUUUGGAGCACUGCAGGUUGGAAAAUAACUACGCGCGUUUGCGUUCUGCUGUUGGUGAAGUGGACAGACUGAAGACCGAGCUGAAGAAGCUGCAGAAGACCUUGGAGGAAGAGGUGGCGAUAAAGAACGAGGUCCAACAGGAACUGGAUGAGACUUCCACCAGGGUCCAAAGCAUGCUAUCUUCUCUGGAAGGGGUUGAAAAGGAGUUCACCUCCAGAGGCAACAACUUGGCUGAUUUGGAAAUUCAGUUGGAACUUGCGCAGCAGAGUAUUCUGAAUCAGCAAGUGGAGAUCGAGACCAACCAGAACAUCAUUUUGGCCUUGCAGAUGGACUUGGAGAAAAGUCUGACUGCUCAAAAGGCUCUUUUUCAGCAACUUCAUGAAGCGGAAGCCGAGUCCAGAGAACUGCAGGACUUUUUGCAAAGUGAAAAGAAUACACUGCAGGAUGCUUUAAGAGAGGCUGAGAAAACCAUGAACCAACUGCGAUUCCAGGCUGAAGAAAAGGACAAACUGCUGCAGGAACAAACCUUGAAGUGUGGGAGACUAAUGCAACUCUCGAGUGUUGAAGAGCGAAGCUCUCCUUUUGAAGAACGAGGGGUUGGAGAUGGAACAGAUGGUGAUCAGGACUCGGUGACAUCAUCAGCCAAGGAAAUGCUUUUACACCAGGGAGCCCAAUUGUCUUCAUCAGCGGUGGCCUUGGAGAAUCUCUCCUUCAAAGUGUCUUCCUUGCAUCAAGUGAUUGUCGCUGCGCAAAAUUCCAGCGGCGACUUCAUGACUGAAGGAAAUUUACUUGGCGAAUUGCUGAAGCAACUGGUGGGUCCAGAAGAGCUCUCGAAGCUUCUGAGAGAAGGUCCUAUGAAACAGAAACCGCCGAAGCCAAAGUCAGACCUCAUGUGUGCCUCCAGCAACAUGCUGGAGUCGGUGAUGGAAGAAGAAGAAGACGACCUCCUUCCCGAGAAGCCCAAGAAUGCUUCUGGAAACACCUUGUCAGAACAAGUGACGGAAAUCGAUGCACUUCUGUCGGAAUUCCUGAAAAAUGUUCUCAUCAUCGGGGCAAUCGCCCAGAGGAAUGCGAACGAGUUCAAGCAGGAGAGAGACGAUCUCUUGACUUUGUCUGAAGCGAGGGACAGAGAAAUGGCAACACUGAGGAGCGCGACGGCUUCUCCAAAGCCUGUAAAUGGUGCAUCUAGCCAUUUUUCACUAGGUACUGACAGCCCGCAGGGCUCAGAGAAAAAGCUUCUGGAAAGUCCCGGAGAUAAGCCUGAUGCAUUUUUGUUGUCAAUGAAGAGUGAGAUGUCCAGGACGAAGCUGAAGCUGCUGGAAAAAGAUGCUGAGAUGCGCGAGAAAGAGGAGAGGCAUGCCAGACAUGCACAAAUUCUGCUGGAAAACUGGCGCAGGGCUGAAGCUGAACUUUCCAGAUUGGAUGAUGCCAUGGACAGAGUUGUGAUGACUCUGCAAGGUGUCCCAGAUGUGGUGACAGCAACACCGGCCUUGAAAAAGCUGUUGAUAGACUUGGGAUCUUUGAACUGUGGUAUCCCCUACAAGCCUUCAGUGAACGGCGCUUCCAAAGCCGCUGGGUCCCCAGGCAGCUCUCCUCCAGGGAAUGGGACCUUGAUGGAAGCUGAUGAGCUGGAAACGGUCAUUGACUGAAAUUGUACCAAAGGAGCCUCAUGAACUCAGUUGUAUGGUGUGUGUGUCGUGUGAGACGCUUAUGAAUUCGUGGGAGGAAUUACACUUCUAGUGGUGUUUCCGUUCA